GGGGAUGCCACCGUGAUGGGCCGCAUCGCCUCACUGACAUCAGGCCUGAAGGUGGGCCAGACCCCCAUUGCUGCUGAGAUCGAACACUUCAUCCAUCUGAUCACAGCCGUGGCAGUCUUCCUCGGUGUCACUUUCUUUGGGCUCUCACUCAUCUUGGGCUACACCUGGCUGGAGGCUGUCAUUUUUCUUAUUGGCAUCAUUGUGGCAAAUGUGCCUGAGGGGCUGCUGGCCACCGUCACGGUGUGUCUGACCCUGACGGCCAAGCGCAUGGCUCGGAAGAACUGCCUGGUGAAGAACCUGGAGGCGGUGGAGACGCUGGGCUCCACCUCCACCAUCUGUUCAGACAAGACGGGCACCCUCACCCAGAACCGCAUGACCGUCGCCCACCUGUGGUUCGAUAGGACCAUCUACAAGGCCGACACCAGCGAAGAACAGACUGGGAAUUCGUUUGCCAAGGGCUCUGAUACCUGGUUUAUCCUGGCCCAGAUCGCUGGCCUCUGCAACCGGGCUGACUUUAAGGGGAAUCAGCAGACCCUUCCCAUCUCUAAGUGGGCGACGACAGGGGAUGCUUCGGAGUCAGCCCUCCUCAAGUUCAUCGAGCAGUCUUACAGCUCUGUGAAGGAGAUGAGGGAGAAAAGCCCCAAGGUGGCUGAGAUCCCCUUUAAUUCUACCAACAAGUACCAGAUGUCCAUCCACCUCCGGGGUGACAGCUCCCAGACCCACGUACUGAUGAUGAAGGGGGCACCUGAGAGGAUCCUGGAGUUUUGCUCCACUUACCUUCUGAAAGGGCAGGAGCACCCAAUGGACGAUGACAUGAAGGAAGCCUUCCAGGAUGCCUACUUGGAACUGGGGGGUCUGGGGGAACGCGUGCUAGGGUUCUGCUUCUUGAAUCUGCCUAAUACUUAUGCCAAGGGGUUCAAGUUUAACACCGAUGAAAUCAACUUCCCCAUGGAAAACCUUUGUUUUGUGGGGCUCAUCUCCAUGAUUGACCCUCCCCGAGCUGCAGUGCCUGAUGCCGUGAGCAAGUGUCGGAGUGCCGGGAUUAAGGUGAUUAUGGUAACAGGGGAUCAUCCCAUUACAGCCAAGGCCAUUGCCAAGGGAGUGGGCAUCAUUUCAGAAGGCUCUGAGAUAGCAGAGGACAUCGCUGCCCGGCUCAAGAUCCCUGUCGACCAGGUCAAUGCCAGGGACGUCAAGGCCAUUGUGGUGCAUGGCUCAGAUCUAAAGAACAUGAACUCCGAGCAACUGGAUGAGAUCCUACAAAACCACAAUGAGAUCGUGUUUGCUCGGACCUCACCCCAGCAGAAGCUCAUCAUCGUAGAGGGAUGUCAGAGGCUGGGAGCCAUUGUGGCGGUGACGGGGGACGGGGUGAACGACUCCCCUGCGCUGAAGAAGGCGGACAUCGGCAUCGCCAUGGGCAUCGCCGGCUCUGACGUGUCUAAGCAGGCGGCCGACAUGAUCCUGCUGGACGACAACUUUGCCUCCAUCGUCACGGGCGUGGAGGAGGGCCGCCUGAUCUUUGACAACCUGAAGAAAUCCAUCGCCUACACCCUGACCAGCAACAUCCCCGAGAUCACCCCCUUCCUGCUCUUCAUCAUCCUCGGGAUCCCCCUCCCUCUGGGCACGAUAACCAUCCUCUGCAUUGACCUGGGCACCGACAUGGUCCCUGCUAUCUCCUUGGCUUAUGAGUCAGCUGAAAGUGACAUCAUGAAGAGAGCUCCACGGAACCCCAAGACUGAUAAUCUGGUGAACCACCGUCUCAUUGGCAUGGCCUACGGACAGAUUGGCAUGAUCCAGGCUCUGGCAGGAUUCUUCACCUACUUUGUGAUCCUGGCCGAGAAUGGCUUUAAGCCCGUGGAUCUGCUAGGCAUACGCAUCAACUGGGAAAACCGAUACAUCAAUGACCUGGAGGACAGCUAUGGACAGCAGUGGACCUAUGAGCAGCGGAAGGUGGUGGAGUUCACGUGCCACACGGCCUUCUUCGUCAGCAUCGUGAUUGUGCAGUGGGCGGACCUCAUCAUCUGCAAGACCCGCCGCAACUCAGUCUUCCAGCAGGGCAUGAAAAAUAAGAUCCUAAUAUUUGGGAUCCUGGAGGAGACCCUCCUGGCUGCUUUUCUGUCCUACACUCCAGGCAUGGACGUGGCCCUGCGAAUGUACCCACUCAAGAUAACCUGGUGGCUGUGUGCCACUCCCUAUAGCCUCCUCAUCUUUAUCUAUGAUGAAGUCAGAAAAUUCAUCAUCCGUGGUCAUCCUGGCGGCUGGCUGGAGAGGGAGACCUACUACUAAACUCAACAGAGGAAGAGCUUCACAUGACACAGGGGUGUCCUGAGGGCCGGCUCGGGGAGGGUUAGGGGUAGUGGGUCUGCAGGAACAUCAGAGAGAGCAUGUUAGUUGGGGCAG
This is a messenger RNA of Sus scrofa (pig), 2397 nucleotides long. RefSeq names its product ATPase Na+/K+ transporting subunit alpha 4 (gene ATP1A4). Gene Ontology annotation, molecular function: ATP binding; P-type sodium:potassium-exchanging transporter activity; ATP hydrolysis activity. The record is from RefSeq and is a predicted model, not a curated record. Lineage: Eukaryota; Metazoa; Chordata; Mammalia; Artiodactyla; Suidae. Gene Ontology annotation, cellular component: sodium:potassium-exchanging ATPase complex; cell projection; plasma membrane. Gene Ontology annotation, biological process: sodium ion export across plasma membrane; proton transmembrane transport; intracellular sodium ion homeostasis.